CCUUUCUCUUUCACUAGCGUUCAAAGUCAGAAGAAGAACAAAAAGUGGCAUCACGCAUAAUACUUGAAUUGAACUACUACAUUCGCCCUUUCUGGACACAGCCCAUUCUCUUCAUCAGAAACUACUGAAAAAUCAAAAAAGGCUCGGUCGCGGAUUCUUGUGAGCAGCAAACAAAUUUAAAAAAAUGGUGUCGAAUCAUUUGUUACUGGAGGAACCCAUAAGGAUGGCCUCCAUCCUUGAGCCAUCCAAAUCGAGUUUUUACCGAGCAAUGACGAAGAUUGUGGGAACAUUGGGUCCACGUUCGCGAUCCGUUGAGGUUAUCUCUGGCUGUCUUCAAGCUGGGAUGUCUGUGGCAAGAUUUGAUUUUUCAUGGGGAGACAAAGAUUAUCACCAAGAAACUUUGGAGAACCUGAGGGCUGCCGUCAAGACGACCAAAAAACUCUGUGCUGUCAUGUUAGAUACCGUGGGUCCGGAACUACAGGUUGUCAAUAAAAGCGAGAAUGCUAUUUCACUUAAGGCAGAUGCAACCGUUAUUCUCACACCUGAUCAAGGUCAGGAAGCGACUUCUGAAGUGUUGCCUAUCAACUUUGCUGGACUUUCUAAGGCUGUGAAGAAGGGAGACACCAUUUUCAUUGGCCAGUAUUUGUUCACAGGAAGUGAAACAACCUCUGUUUGGCUGGAAGUAGAUAAAGUGAAUGGUGAUGAUGUAGUUUGUGUGAUAAAGAACACUGCAACACUUACUGGGGCCCUAUUCACACUUCAUGCUUCUCAAAUCCGAAUUGAUCUGCCAACUCUCACUGAUAAGGACAAGGAGGUUAUAAGCACAUGGGGUGUCCAGAACAAAAUUGAUUUUCUCUCACUGUCAUAUACACGUCAUGCGGAAGAUGUUCGUGAAGCCCGUGAAAUCCUAUCUAAGCUUGGUGAUUUGAGCCAGACGCAAAUCUUUGCAAAAAUUGAAAACGUGGAGGGUUUGACUCAUUUUGAUGAGAUUCUACAAGAGGCAGAUGGCAUCAUACUCUCCCGUGGGAACCUGGGCAUAGAUCUUCCUCCAGAGAAGGUAUUUCUGUUUCAAAAAGCUGCUGUCAAUAAAUGUAACAUGGCUGGAAAGCCAGCUGUAGUAACUCGUGUUGUUGAUAGUAUGACUGACAAUCUGAGGCCUACGCGUGCUGAAGCAACUGAUGUCGCAAACGCUGUAUUAGAUGGAACUGAUGCAAUUCUUCUCGGUGCUGAGACUCUACGAGGAUUAUAUCCCGUUGAGACUAUUUCUAUUGUUGGCAAAAUAUGCGCAGAGGCCGAGAAGGUUUUCAAUCAAGAUCUAUACUUCAAGAGGACUGUCAAGUAUGUUGGAGAACCCAUGACCCACUUGGAAUCAAUUGCUUCCUCUGCAGUACGGGCAGCUAUUAAAGUCAAGGCAUCUGUUAUCAUUUGUUUCACUUCAUCUGGAAGGGCUGCAAGAUUAAUAGCAAAGUACAGGCCAACAAUGCCGGUACUAUCUGUUGUCAUUCCUCGACUUAAGACAAAUCAAUUGAAGUGGAGUUUCAGUGGUGCAUUUGAGGCAAGGCAAUCACUCAUUGUCCGAGGUCUCUUUCCUAUGCUCGCUGAUCCACGACAUCCUGCGGAGUCAACAAAUGCUACCAAUGAGUCAGUUUUGAAGGUUGCACUUGACCAUGGAAAGGCUUCAGGAGUCAUAAAGUCACAUGACCGAGUUGUUGUUUGUCAAAAAGUUGGAGAUGCAUCUGUCGUGAAGAUUAUUGAACUUGAAGACUAGCUUAGAUGCUAGUUGUUGUUUAUGCUGUGUGGUUUUAAGACAGGCCAUAUCUUGUCUUCGAAUUUCAUACCUCGGGGUUUAGUUGGCAGACUGCAUCACGAAAACAUGCAUACAUGUCAAUUCUUGGUGGAAAGUUUAUGUAUUCUCGAAUUCAAAUAGCAACGCAGUUGUUUUCAACUUGCUUUAAGCAGGGUCGUGUCUUUUUGGAUUCAAUAUCUAAUUUGAGACUUUUCUUGUGCUUGUGGAA
Messenger RNA from Coffea eugenioides, 2015 nucleotides. RefSeq names its product pyruvate kinase 1, cytosolic. Gene Ontology annotation, molecular function: magnesium ion binding; potassium ion binding; pyruvate kinase activity. The record is from RefSeq and is a predicted model, not a curated record. The transcript has 16 exons. Bases 185 to 1768 code for a protein of 527 amino acids. Gene Ontology annotation, biological process: glycolytic process. NCBI's taxonomy places the organism in Eukaryota, Viridiplantae, Streptophyta, Magnoliopsida, Gentianales, Rubiaceae. Gene Ontology annotation, cellular component: cytoplasm.